UACCAACCACUUCCCUCUCGCCCGGUGCACCUGGCUGCAGGGGACCUCAUUCGGAGGGAGGACAGCGACAGCUCAGCGGAGUUGCCCGGCCCGGGAAAGGUGGGACAGCGCCAGCUCUGGUUACGGAAGCGGACGGUGCCCGGCGAGCAGGAUUCGAAAAUGCCCCGCGCAUUUCUGGUGAAGAAGCAGUGCGUCUCCACGUGCAAGAGGAACUGGAGCGAGCUCCCGGACGAGGAGCGCGGCGAGAUCUAUGUGCCAGUCAGCCUGGGCUUCUGCCCACCACAGUCCUACCAGGAGCCAGAGCCGUCGGUGGCGGAACCCCCUUCUUGCCCUCUGGUUUUGGACAUGAGUCUUCGGGACUCCAGCUAUAGUGUGGCCUCCGGGCCCUGUGUGGUGGCCCAGCUGCCCUCUGAAGACAUGGGCCACUUGACAGACCCUCAGAGCAGAGACCACAGCUUCCUGCGCUCCAAGAUUAAGGUGACCUUGGGGGACAGUCCCAGUGGAGAUCUCUUCACUUGCCACAUCUGCCAGAAGGCCUUCACCUACCAGCGCAUGCUGAAUCGUCACAUGAAGUGUCACAACGACGUCAAGAGGCACCUCUGCACCUACUGUGGGAAGGGUUUCAAUGACACCUUCGACCUGAAGAGACAUGUCCGCACCCACACUGGCGUGCGACCCUACAAAUGCAGCCUGUGUGACAAGGCCUUCACACAGCGCUGCUCUCUCGAGUCUCAUCUCAAGAAGAUACACGGUGUGCAGCAGAAGUAUGCGUACAAGGAGCGGCGGGCCAAGCUGUACGUGUGCGAGGAGUGUGGCUGCACAUCUGAAAGCCAGGAGGGCCAUGUCCUGCACCUGAAGGAGCAACACCCCGACAGCCCGCUGCUGCGCAAGACCUCCAAGAAGGUGGCUGUGGCUCUGCAGAACACUGUCACCUCCCUGCUGCAGGGCAACCACCACCUCUGAGUGGCAGUGCCCCAGCCAACCGCCA
Messenger RNA from Hipposideros armiger (great roundleaf bat), 988 nucleotides. RefSeq names its product ovo like transcriptional repressor 1 (gene OVOL1). The record is from RefSeq and is a predicted model, not a curated record. Gene Ontology annotation, molecular function: DNA-binding transcription factor activity, RNA polymerase II-specific; RNA polymerase II cis-regulatory region sequence-specific DNA binding. Gene Ontology annotation, biological process: regulation of transcription by RNA polymerase II; epidermal cell differentiation. The coding region runs from base 160 to 963 and encodes 267 amino acids. NCBI's taxonomy places the organism in Eukaryota, Metazoa, Chordata, Mammalia, Chiroptera, Hipposideridae. Gene Ontology annotation, cellular component: nucleus. The transcript is spliced from 5 exons.